Molecule: messenger RNA, 1317 nt
Organism: Diutina rugosa
Lineage: Eukaryota; Fungi; Ascomycota; Pichiomycetes; Serinales; Debaryomycetaceae
Product: glutamyl-tRNA(Gln) amidotransferase subunit
Exons: 1
Coding region: 1-1317 (438 amino acids)
Biological process (GO): mitochondrial translation; glutaminyl-tRNAGln biosynthesis via transamidation
Cellular component (GO): glutamyl-tRNA(Gln) amidotransferase complex; mitochondrion
Molecular function (GO): glutaminyl-tRNA synthase (glutamine-hydrolyzing) activity
Source: RefSeq, a predicted model, not a curated record
AUGAUCCGGCGCUUGUCCACAGGGGUACCCCGUCGCCUUCAAGACCAAUGGAAUGUGGUAAUACACUCCACUAAAACAAAAUCACAGCUGCCACUGCCGUUGAUGUACGCAGUGAAGGACAACAUCGCCACUGGCGGUGAAACUACACUGUGUGGGCUGCAGAUGUUGGACAAUUACCAAUCGCCAUUUGAUGCCACCGUCAUUGACCUAUUGAACAAGGAGGGGUUCCAAAGCAUUGGUAAGGUGAAUCUAGAUGAGUUUGGAAUGGGAUCAGCCACGACAAACCUGUGGUACGGACCUUCCGUAAACCCAGUGUAUCAGGACGAACCUCAUGUGUGUGGUGGAUCUUCGGGGGGCAGCGCAGCUGCCGUGGCAGCCAACCUUUGUGAUUUUUCUUUGGGAACAGAUACUGGAGGUUCGGUUCGUCUUCCGGCAGCAUAUUGCCGAGUGUAUGGGUUCAAACCACUGUAUGGACGAAUCCUGCGAUGGGGGGUCGUGGCAUAUGCUCAAACACUCGAUACUGUUGGGAUAAUGGCUCGUGAUAUCGAUACCGUGGAGCGUGUGUUCGAUAUUGUCGACAAAUACGACGAGAGUGAUCCUACCAGUCUUCCGAAUACUCUUCGUGAUCAAUCAGUCGAGCAACCAAAAAAUUAUGUUAUUGGCGUACCUUUAGAGUUCAACGUUGAUGAGCUAUGCACUGAAGUGAAACAAGAAUGGAUCGAGGCAUUGGAAUACCUUGAAUCUCAAGGUCAUAAGGUGGUACCGGUACUGGUGCCGCUGAUCAAACUGCUGUUACCUGCCUACUACACUAUUGCCACCGCUGAAGCAGCAUCCAACCUUUCUCGCUACGAUGGUGUGCGCUACGGAUUCAGCGGUGGGGUGGGAGACUUUGCCACUACCCUCCAGCGUCUGCGAGAUCUGUUGGGUGAUGAAGUGCAACGGCGAAUAAUCUUGGGCAAUUACACUCUCUCGCUGGCACUGGGAGACCAUUAUAAAAAGGCAAACGAAGUGAGAAGAACUCUUGCUGAUCAGUUCAACCGAGUAUUCUCAAAAAAGCAUUGUCUCCUAGACAAUGAUAACUGCGGACGUUGUGAUGCAUUAUUAUACCCAGCAGCGUUUGGUCCUCCUCCUACCAUUAAUGAAUUUGAGGCAGAAACUCGUGAAAACUUUGUUAAUGGCUACGUCAACGACAUUAUGACGGUGCCAGCUUCGUUGGCUGGGCUUCCUACAAUAACGGUACCUAGAGGUCUUGGUCUUCAAGUACUGGCACAAUAUAAUUGUGACGCCACCGCAUUAGCAGUCGCUCGCCUUUUGUAA